Molecule: messenger RNA, 937 nt
Organism: Tricharina praecox
Lineage: Eukaryota; Fungi; Ascomycota; Pezizomycetes; Pezizales; Pyronemataceae
Exons: 3
Coding region: 198-830 (210 amino acids)
Source: RefSeq, a predicted model, not a curated record
CAGGGCCGGGUCUAGCCUUCUCGUUCGUCAUAUUCUAUGAAAUCCUCGCAUCCUUCGUCCUACAGCACGUCUGGAUCCUCGAGCGCGAGACGACGGAGGGCAUCAGUUCGCUGUUCGUAUUGCUGGGGGUAACAUAAUGGGGAGUCCUCGGGUGCUGUGGCAAAGGCAUCGGCGGGUUCAACUGCAUUGCGGCGUCGAUGGGUGUUGCGCAGGUUGCGCAGCAGUGGGUCUGUUCCGUUGUUUUGUAUUCUCAUGUUGUUUCAGGCUGUGCACAACCAGCGGGAGAGCGCACCAACGGGCUGGAAGGCAAAAGGUAUCGCCGUCUUGUCGGCUCUGCACUUUGUCGUGAUGGCGGUGACGACAUGGCGGCUUUCGGUCCGACACUCGUCGGCCACCACGACGAUGACGACAGACCCGACACUUCCCCCGCAGCCAGCGGAUACGCUCGUGUGGUGAGCCGAUGUUUUGGGUGUGCAAGGCAUCAUCCUGGUGUCGAUCCAAUAUAUCUGGCAGCUGUAUACCACGGUCACGUCGGCUUGUCCCGAGGGUUUCAGUAUUCCGAUGAUGUGUAUUCAGUCCCCCCUGAGUGUGGGUGGGCGGUCACCCUGGUUGCGAGGGUGGGUACCAGGUGGAGUAGUUGGAUAAUGUAUUUAGUUCCGGGUACGCUGCAGAGCUGGCUGUUGGUUCUGUGUGUGGUGAUGGAAGUUAUGGUAAGGAAGUUCCGUAUGGCGCUCGAUAGGCUAUUUGCGGCGCUAGGGAAUGAGGGGAAUGAGAGGAAUGAAAGGAAUGAAAGGAAUGAGAGGAGCUCAUUGUUGGCUAGGACGAGAUAACGAGAGGAUUUCCAUCAUGUCGAUUACUUUCAUACUUUAGGUAUUUAGUCUGACAGUUUCCUUCACAUAUGUAGGACUUCCUCGCUUCCUCCCGGGCUACAUCAUGG